Tupaia belangeri chinensis (Chinese tree shrew) is the source of this 1560-nucleotide messenger RNA. RefSeq names its product RAB22A, member RAS oncogene family (gene RAB22A). NCBI's taxonomy places the organism in Eukaryota, Metazoa, Chordata, Mammalia, Scandentia, Tupaiidae. Gene Ontology annotation, molecular function: GTP binding; GTPase activity. The record is from RefSeq and is a predicted model, not a curated record. The transcript has 7 exons. The coding region runs from base 21 to 605 and encodes 194 amino acids.
CAGGACCCUGCUGCCGGGCCAUGGCGCUGAGGGAGCUCAAAGUGUGUCUUCUGGGGGAUACAGGCGUGGGUAAAUCGAGUAUUGUAUGGCGCUUUGUGGAAGACAGUUUUGAUCCAAACAUCAACCCAACAAUAGGGGCAUCUUUUAUGACCAAGACUGUCCAGUACCAAAAUGAACUACAUAAAUUCCUAAUCUGGGAUACAGCUGGACAAGAACGAUUCCGUGCCUUAGCACCAAUGUACUACCGCGGGUCCGCUGCAGCCAUCAUCGUUUACGACAUCACCAAAGAGGAGACGUUUUCAACGCUGAAGAAUUGGGUGAAAGAGCUUCGACAGCACGGCCCGCCCAACAUCGUGGUCGCCAUUGCGGGCAAUAAGUGCGAUCUCAUCGACGUCAGAGAAGUCAUGGAGAGAGAUGCUAAGGACUACGCCGACUCCAUUCAUGCAAUUUUUGUAGAGACCAGCGCAAAAAACGCGAUAAACAUAAAUGAACUCUUUAUAGAAAUUAGUCGAAGGAUUCCAUCCACAGAUACCAACCCGCCGUCUGGUGGCAAAGGUUUCAAACUCCGCAGACAGCCUUCAGAGCCCAAGCGAAGCUGCUGUUGACUGCACCUCAGCCCCUCAGACUUGCCGAUGAAGUAGGUGGUCCUGAAAGUUGGCAGGAGGGCUGGGGUCCCUGCCAGCAGUUUUUGCCUAGGCGGUCUGGAGUUGUCUUCAUGCAAAGAGGGUUCUCAGAAAUGGACCAGUGCACUCUCUGGAAGACUGCAGUGGUGGUGUCUCAGUCUACAGACUUCUGUCAUGUGAGGAACCCCUGGUGCACACAGGGACUGCGUCACCAGCUUUGACCUCGCUGAAGAGGAACGUAUCAUUGUACGGAUGGUAGGAUUAAAUUGCUAAGUAGUUUUGUAAUCAAGACUUUAUGUAAUGUUUGUAAAGGGAAAAUUAGCACUUUUGUGGUUCUUAAGGGGAAGACAUACCUUGUGGAGAUUAUAAUGUUCUUGGUUUCCCACUACCACUUUUAGGGGGAGUUGUAGCAUUUAAAAUGUGGUAGGAUAUCGUAAUGGGGGGCAAUUAUUAUUUGAAGCCCAAACGGGUUAUUUAUAGGCCUCAUGGAAACAGUUCCCUCCCACCAUCUCUAAAGCACUUUCGUUGACUGGAUUGGGUGAGGGUACAUACAGGAAAUCAGCAGCGAUAAUUGGAAAUGCCUCGUGCACUUGGGUCUGCAUUUGACGUGCUGUGUGUGACCAAGCACAGUUGGCACCUUUUUAAGGAAAGUCUCACGAUCAAGAUGGUGGCGGUCGAGGAGCCCCAGGAUGAACAGACCUGCACAUGACUGCACUGGCCGGCAGUGGUGUCGAGAGAAGGGAGGAGAGGGCACCGAGGAGGUGUGUCCAUCUGUCCAUCAGUCAGUUAUUUGACACAAGCAUUUUGGUGGGGAGAGACGGGGGUCUGUGGCUUAGCGUAUGUAAAGUUGUAGUCUGUAUUUAUGAGACCAUUACUUAAAGGUCACAAAUUCUGUAAAUACAUGAAUAAAUUCUAAGUUUCAUUCAGCACCCCUUUA